AUGGCGACGAUGAACGUCAGAGCGCUGUGUCUCUCCGUUGCGAUCGUCUUCUCCCUGCUCUCACGGCAGCCUCUCGCCGCCGGCGAGGGCUCCAAGGAGGCGGAUAAGAUCGCUGCGUUGCCCGGCCAGCCUCCGGAUGCGGUUGUCCAGCAAUAUUCCGGCUACGUCAACAUUGAUGACAAGGCCGGGAAGUCGCUCUUCUACUACUUCGUGGAGGCGUCUGCUGAUGCAGCUCAAAAGCCGCUUCUUCUGUGGCUAAAUGGAGGGCCCGGCUGCUCUUCCUUCGGAAUCGGAGCAUUCCAGGAGAUCGGCCCGUUCCGUGUUGACACGGACGGCAAAACCCUUUGCAAAAACAAAUACGCCUGGAACACAGUGUCGAACGUGCUGUACCUGGAGAGCCCCGUGGGCGUGGGCUUCUCGUACGCCGUCAACACGGAGGUGUACAACACCAUGGGCGACAACAUGACCGCGCACGACUCCUACCUCUUCCUGCUCAAGUGGCUGGACCGGUUCCCCGAGUACAAGGCCCGCGACCUCUUCAUCGUCGGCGAGAGCUACGCCGGCCACUACGUCCCCGAGCUCGCCGUCGCCAUCCUCCUCGCCAGGAGCAUGCGCCCCAAGGACAGCCCCAUCAAUCUCAAAGGAAUCGCAAUUGGGAAUGGCAUCUUGGAGCUCGCGUCGGACCAGAGUUCGAUGUUCGAGUACCUGUGGCAGCACGCGUUCAUGUCCGACUCGGCGCACGCGCUCAUCGCCCAGAACUGCAGGAACGCCGACGACGAGUCGCCGCUUUGUCAGGGGGCCAGGAACUCUGCCUACGGCCACCUCGGCAACAUCGACGUGUACAACGUGUACGCAUCAACCUGCCAUGACAAGAAAGUCAGGCCAUCAGGAUCCAAGUGCAUGGAUUUGGCUGAUCCGUGCGCCCAGUACUACGUGGAGGCAUACUUGAAUCAGCCACAGGUACAAAAGGCCAUCCAUGCGAAUGCAGGGUUGAAGUACCCAUGGACUAGAUGCAGGACCUACAACCUGAACACCUUUGGAGACUCGCCGAAGAAGACGAUGCUGCCGUACAUCAAGGCCAUCGCCGCCAGCGGCGUCCGCGUCUGGUUAUUCAGUGGCGACUUGGACGCAAUGGUACCUGUGAUCUCAACGAGGCAGGCCGUGGAAAAGCUCGGGCUCGGCGUUGCAGCAGACUGGCGCCCCUGGUCCGCCGACGGCAAGGAGGUCGCCGGGUACGUGAUCGAGUACAAAGGGGUGGUGUUCGCGACGGUCCGCGGGUCCGGGCACAUGGUGCCGAUCGACCAGCCGGAGCGCGGGCUGGUGCUCGUCUCGUCGUUCAUCAAAGGGCAGCCGCUCCCACAGGCGACGCCGAUGCUCGAGUGA
Messenger RNA from Phragmites australis (common reed), 1383 nucleotides. Its product is annotated as serine carboxypeptidase 1-like. Gene Ontology annotation, molecular function: serine-type carboxypeptidase activity. Gene Ontology annotation, biological process: proteolysis. Lineage: Eukaryota; Viridiplantae; Streptophyta; Magnoliopsida; Poales; Poaceae. The transcript is spliced from 8 exons. Gene Ontology annotation, cellular component: vacuole. The record is from RefSeq and is a predicted model, not a curated record. The coding region runs from base 1 to 1383 and encodes 460 amino acids.